Fusarium tjaetaba is the source of this 618-nucleotide messenger RNA. RefSeq lists its product as uncharacterized. The record is from RefSeq and is a predicted model, not a curated record. The coding region runs from base 1 to 618 and encodes 205 amino acids. Lineage: Eukaryota; Fungi; Ascomycota; Sordariomycetes; Hypocreales; Nectriaceae. The transcript is spliced from 2 exons.
AUGAAACCUACCGCUCUCAUCUUAUCCUUCUAUCUCUUUGGUUUGAUGGUGGCGACAAAAUGUUACUUUCCGAACGGCGACGAGGCACCGGAAAGAUACAGGCCAUGUGGCACCCACCGCACAAUCUUCAAUACCUGUUGUGACCGAGGAAAUCUUAACCUCGGUUGUUUGAAGAAUGGUCUAUGUGCAAAGUCUCCUGACAUCAUAAAACGAGGUGCUUGCACGGACAAGGACUGGUCCGGCUGCCAGGAGGUCUGCUCUAUGAGAGAAGAAGAUCGAGACCCUCUAUUCUCACUUCUGGAACCCACUUUUGCGCUCAAAGAAUUUCCAGCUCCCAAGAAUAUGCCAGUAGGAGCCAUAACUGCUGGUGCAAUAGGUGGAGCUUUCGUUGUUGCAAUUGUAUCAGGUCUUGCAUGGCGGUCUUUCCAGCGGAGGAGGAGAGCGACUGGGGUUAUGAACCGUAUGAUUGGCACUCCGGCUCGAGGUGAGAAAGACUCCAAAGCAAACAAAAUUAUUCGGCCUUUGCAAGCCGAAGUUGAUGGUGGACCGAAUAGUGUAUUGGUGGAGUCAGAUGCACGGCCUGUCCAGCCAGGAACUAUGCAUGAGCUGCCAGCCUAG